ACCACCUUUCUCCACCACAAAAUCUCAAUCUCCAAAAUCUUAAUCUUCAAGAUCUGUGUUCUUGUGUGUUAUGGCUUCUCAAUCGUAUUCGUAUCAUCCAUAUCCAUCUCUUUCUUAUGAAUCGAUACAGACCUUUUACGAUACCGAUGGGGAUUUUCCGGGACCUAGAUGCGGCCAUACUCUCACGGCGGUUUUUGCCAACAAUUCCCAUCAGCUUAUCCUCUUCGGCGGCAGUACUACUGCCGUCACCACCCAUGACUCCUCCUUACCCGAGAUCAGUUUAGAAGGCGUCACCAAUUCGGUGCAUUCUUUUGAUGUUUUGACCAGGAAGUGGACACGGCUUAAUCCGGAUGGUGACGUUCCGUCUCCCAGGGCUUGUCAUGCUGCCGCUUUAUAUGGUACCUUGCUCCUUAUUCAGGGUGGGAUUGGUCCAUCGGGGCCUUGUGAUGGAGAUGUCUACAUGCUUGACAUUACUAAUAACAAGUGGCUUAAGUUGCUGGUUGGAGGGGAGGCUCCAAGCCCUCGCUAUGGCCAUGUUAUGGAUAUAGCUGCUCAGAGAUGGCUUGUCAUAUUCAGCGGGAAUAAUGGAAAUGAAAUUCUUGCUGAUACAUGGGCACUGGACACGCGUGGAUCAUUUACGUGGGACAGAUUGAACCCAUCUGGCAAUCAGCCAAGUGGGAGAAUGUAUGCUUCUGGUACUUCUCGAGAAGAUGGUAUUUUUUUGCUCUGCGGUGGAAUAGAUCACUCAGGAGUGACACUGGGAGAUACCUACGGGCUGAAAAUGGAUAGCGUUAGUCAGUGUGCUUGGAGUCCUGUUCCAGGUGUAGCUCCUUCACCGAGAUAUCAACAUACUGCGGUUUUUGGAGGUCCAAAAAUGCAUGUCACUGGGGGUGUACUGAAUAGGGCUCGCCUAAUCUAUGGUGAAGCUGUUGCUGCUGUGCUUGAUACUGAGACUGGUGAAUGGUUAGAUGCCGAUAGACCAGAGACCUCUACGAGUGGCGCAUAUAGACAAAUUCAAUAUCAACUUAUGCGACGUUAUCACCAUGCUGAUGCAUCCUUUGGUACCCACAUGUAUGUGCAUGGCGGAAUUAGAGAAGAUGUACUGCUUGACGAUUUGCUAGUGGCUGAAACAUCCCAGUCUUCAAGUCCUGAACCAGAAGAAGAUAAUCCUGAAAAUUAUAUGUUGCUCGACGAUUUUCUAAUGGAUGAACCUAAGCCUUUAGGUUCUGAACCAGAAGCGCCAUCCUUUAUAAGAAGAAGCUUAAGUGAAAGUGCGAUGGAGAGAUUGGCAGAGGAAUAUAACUUACCAACUAUAGAAAAUGCUUUUUAUGAUAGUGAAAUUGAAGGAUAUAUUCCACUUCAACCGGGAGCUGAGACGGUUGAAAAUCAAGGUGGCUUGGUGAGAACUGUAAGCUUGGAUCGAUUUGCGAAUGAGAGCCAGCAGACUAAUAGUUUAAUGCCACAGUUCACCGGACAGAAUUCUACUCAAGACUUGCAUAAAAAGGUCAUUUCGACUCUGUUGAGACCUAAAACCUGGACGCCUCCUGCCAACAGAGAGUUUUUCUUGAGUUAUUUAGAAGUCAAGUAUUUGUGCGAUGAGGUGGAGAAAAUAUUUAAGCAUGAACCAACACUUCUUCAGCUCAAAGUUCCUAUCAAAGUCUUCGGCGAUAUCCAUGGACAAUACGGGGAUUUGAUGCGUUUAUUUCAUGAAUAUGGAUAUCCUUCAGUGGAAGGAGAUAUCACGCAUAUAGACUAUUUGUUUUUGGGAGAUUAUGUUGACCGAGGACGACACAGCUUGGAGACCAUCAUGUUGCUGUUUGCUUUGAAGAUUGAAUAUCCGAAGAACAUCCACUUGAUUCGUGGAAACCAUGAGUCUCUUGCAAUGAAUAGAAUUUAUGGUUUUCUUAAAGAAUGCAAAGAAAGAAUGGGCGAGUCCGAUGGGUUCGAAGCAUGGUUAAAGAUUAAUAAAGUUUUUGAUAUUCUUCCGCUUGCUGCAAUUCUCGAAAAGAGAGUUUUGUGCGUACACGGCGGAAUUGGGAGAGCAGAUACGGUCGAACAAAUUGAAAAGAUCAAAAGGCCGGCGUUCCCGGACACUACUGAAUCAAUUGUCUUGAAAGACAUCUUAUGGUCAGAUCCUACGAGGAAUGACACUGUUUUGGGUAUAGUAGCAAAUCCCAGAGGAGAAGGUGUUGUCUCAUUCGGGCCUGAUGUAGUCAAGGCAUUUCUAGAAAGGAAUAGUCUGGAGAUGAUACUUAGAGCACACGAGUGUGUUAUUGACGGCUUUGAAAGAUUCGCUGAUGGACGGCUUAUAACAGUCUUUUCUGCUACAAACUACUGUGGAUUGGCCGAAAAUGCGGGAGCAAUAUUGGUAAUUGGUAGAGAUAUGGUCAUUUAUCCUAAGAUGAUUCAUCCUAAACCUCCUCCCAUCUCAUCUUCAGAAGAAGACUCUCCAGACAAAGCAGGGAUGCAGGAGCUGAACGUCGAGAAGCCGCCUACUCCAGCUCGAGGGGAGUCUAGUGAAUAAAGGCAGAGAUUUGGCAUAGAGAAGCUGCGGUUUAAGAGGUUCAUUUGCAAGCUGCACAAGUGUACUGGAGACUGAUCGAUCAUUGUUGUUGUCCAU
Molecule: messenger RNA, 2620 nt
Organism: Arabidopsis arenosa
Lineage: Eukaryota; Viridiplantae; Streptophyta; Magnoliopsida; Brassicales; Brassicaceae
Source: the annotation of a GenBank genome assembly